AUGGACGGCAUGAGCUAUGACCCCAUGGUGAUGGAUGGCGAACCCGAGCAGCCCCAGGUUACCAUUUCAGCUGCCGAUACAACGCGCGUCGACUUUGCCCUCUCCAAGACAAACCUGUCGUUUGCCAACUCGAUACGAAGAAUAAUCCAGGCCGAGGUGCCCACCAUUGCCAUCGACCUUGUGGAAGUAGAGGUCAACUCGUCUGUGCUCGCCGACGAGUUCAUCGCCCACAGGCUCGGUCUCAUCCCUCUCAAUGCCAAGGGCGUCAACGAGCUCAACUACUCGCGAGACUGCGACUGCGAGCAGUACUGCGAGCAGUGCAGCGUGACCCUGACCCUGCACGCGAGGUGCACCAGCGACGAGAUCAUGAAGGUGUACGCCCGGGACCUGGUGGUCGACGGUCGCCACGCCAGCCCGGUUGGGUCGCCGGUCAUCAACGACCCCGAGGGACUGGGGUGCCUCAUCGCCAAGCUGCGCAAGGACCAGGAGCUGAAGCUGACCUGCAUUGCGAAGAAGGGCAUCGCAAAGGAGCACGCCAAGUGGAUGCCCACGUCGGCCGUGGGAUUCGAAUACGACCCCCACAACAAGUUGCACCACUUGGAUCUGUGGUUCGAGAACAACACCGACCCGAAUAAGGAAUGGCCCAAGAGCAAAUACGCAGAGUGGGAAGAACCCCCGCAAGAAGGCGAGCCCUUCAACUACGACGCGGUUCCCGACCGGUUCUACUUUGAGGUGGAAACGUCGGGCAGCAUGGAGCCGGACCAGAUUGUCCAGGGGGGUAUUCGCACCCUCCAGCAAAAGAUUGGCGCGCUCUUGAAGGGCUUGGACCCCAAAAAGUACGGCGGCGAGGAAGCGGCGGAGUUUGACGGGCCCCGAAGUCCGGAUAUGAACUUGGAUGGCGGCACCACGCCUUGGCAGGACGGAGGCUACACCACGCCCUACGGAGGAAACAUGACUUCCUACGGAGGCAACAACACUGCGUACGGAGGCGGGUCGGGCACGUACGGCACGACACCCUACGGCCAGUCAUCCUGGCAGUGA
Molecule: messenger RNA, 1041 nt
Organism: Ustilaginoidea virens
Lineage: Eukaryota; Fungi; Ascomycota; Sordariomycetes; Hypocreales; Clavicipitaceae
Exons: 3
Coding region: 1-1041 (346 amino acids)
Biological process (GO): DNA-templated transcription
Cellular component (GO): RNA polymerase II, core complex
Molecular function (GO): protein dimerization activity; DNA binding; DNA-directed RNA polymerase activity
Source: RefSeq, a predicted model, not a curated record